Messenger RNA from Drosophila persimilis, 596 nucleotides. RefSeq lists its product as uncharacterized. Lineage: Eukaryota; Metazoa; Arthropoda; Insecta; Diptera; Drosophilidae. The coding region runs from base 1 to 543 and encodes 180 amino acids. The record is from RefSeq and is a predicted model, not a curated record. The transcript has 6 exons.
AUGCCGUCGGGAACAAAAUAUCGGUAUUUUUGUGCGAUUUUGCGGAACCAAUUUGGCGUUUCUGGCGUUAGCUGCAAAGUCGAGUUCACCAACCUGAAAUGCACGACCCUGGAUCGCGAAUUUUUGGAGUUUGACAAGUGCUUUUUAAAGUCGAUCAACCGGACCUACAAAUACCUCUCCGUGAGCACAAAGAUCCACAUGCUUCCGUUAAAGAGUGUUUCAAUCCAGACUCAAGUGCUCCAGAGACUGAACGGCUACAAACCGUUCCUCUUUAAUUUCACCACCGAUGGCUGCAAGGCUUUGAGUGGGAAAAUGAAUCCGACGACUCGAUUUUUCUUCGGGCUGAUUGCCCCCUACUCAAACCUGAACCAUUCCUGUCCCUACGAUCACGACCUAUUUGUGGAGAAGCUUCCGAUUAGCUUUAUGGACGAGCAACUCACCAAAGUUCUGCCGUUCCCGGAGGGUGAUUACUGCUUAAAAAGCAUAUACUCGUAUCGUCGAAAACCACGAGCUGAGAUCUCGACCUACGCAAGCAUCUCCUAAAAUUUAAACGCCAGCGCUGCCAGACAUUGGUUAAGACUUAAGAAAGCACAGCU